GGGCAGUCGCGCGAUACGUCACACACCCAAUGUGUCAAGAGAAGGUCCAAUCCAAUGCGACAAGCCGACGUGUGUCAUCGUCAAUUAUAUCAUCGCCAGAGUAUCCCCGCUCACCUCUCGCUCACCUCCUUGACUUACUCAACUUCACGACACGACACGCAACGGCCGAGUAAUCCCCGCCAACAACCGGAUACCCAAGUCAGAGAUUAUCGUCAUUUACCUAUGCGACAAGCUGUCGCAAGGAUCUGGUAUCCUGUGCGUUCAUCACUCGCCUCAAUCCUAUCGCAGAGACAGAUUCUCACGUCUCUAUCGUCUUACCAUCGACUUGCGAGCUAUCAUUACCCCGCUCCGCUAAGCAGCGUCUCGGGCCCGUCACUAAAUACCCCACCGUUCCGAUUGCAAAGACGAACGGAAACCACCAUGGCUUCGGCGACGACAUUCUACGAUUUCAAGGCCAAGGACAAGAGGGGCGUCGAGCAGUCCAUGGCCGACUACAGCGGAAAGGUCGUUCUGGUCGUCAAUACUGCCUCUAAGUGUGGCUUCACCCCGCAGUAUGCGGGGCUGGAGAAACUAUACAAGGAGAUCACCGAGUCUCACCCGGACGACUUCGUUAUCCUCGGCUUCCCUUGCAACCAGUUUGGUGGUCAGGAGCCCGGCACCGACGACGACAUCCAGUCCUUCUGCCAGGUCAACUACGGCGUCACCUUCACCAUCAUGGGCAAGACCGACGUCAAUGGUAGCAAUGCGGAGCCCCUGUACGAGUGGAUGAAGGCCGAGAAACCCGGUCUCCUGGGCAUGAAGCGCAUCAAGUGGAACUUUGAGAAGUUCCUCAUCGGCCGCGACGGUAGGGUCAAGGAGCGAUGGGCCAGCACGACCAAGCCUGAGAGCCUGGAGAAGGCUAUUCUGGAGGAGCUGGGCAAGAAGGCUAGUGAAGCGGAGUCCCCCCCAGAAGUCUAAUCAUUGCGACGAAUUAUAUGCCCGUUUCCGUUUCAUGUCUCCAUCGUGAUCUUAGGUCUAUCCCCGGGACCUCCUUUCAUUCCUGAUGCUGGAUCCGAACCUUAAUCAUCGCCUAUGAUAGCCGUCCGCAAGCUUGAAUGGCAUCAAGGACCGGUCAUGAGUCCCAAGAAUCGUUAUAUAGCUGAUGGCCCUACGCAGGACCUCAAAAGACUGCUCUUGGAAGUUAGGGAGUCAAGUGGCCUCGUGACGAAGCAACAGGAAGGUUGACCACGAGUCUCGAAGCAACUGUAAGGAGAAGCUGGAUAGAGAUGCUGAUGGUAGUAUGCGGAUGCCGUCGUGGUAGAGCGUCCGCACAAUUCUUUCAGCAUGAACGAGCCAAGUUCCACCGUCCCCUAAUGAGGUUAGUGG
Messenger RNA from Durotheca rogersii, 1365 nucleotides. RefSeq names its product thioredoxin-like protein. The record is from RefSeq and is a predicted model, not a curated record. Gene Ontology annotation, molecular function: glutathione peroxidase activity. Lineage: Eukaryota; Fungi; Ascomycota; Sordariomycetes; Xylariales; Xylariaceae. Gene Ontology annotation, biological process: response to oxidative stress. The transcript is spliced from 5 exons. Bases 55 to 957 code for a protein of 300 amino acids.